AUGGCAGCCACAUCCUCUAACCACGCAGAAAUAUUAGCCAUGCAUGAAGCCAGCCGUGAGAGUGAUGAUUACGCGGCUGAUGAUGAUGAGUACGAGGAGAAGUUAAAGCAGGAGGACGUGGCUUUCUUCUUCUUAGCCACAUACGGAGAUGGUGAGCCUACAGAUAAUGCAGCGAGAUUCUACAAAUGGUUCACCGAGGGGAGUGACAGAGGAGAAUGGCUUAAGCACUUGAAGUACGGUGUGUUUGGUUUAGGAAACAGACAAUACGAACAUUUUAAUAAGGUUGCCAAAGUUGUAGAUGGCAUCCUUGUUGAACAAGGUGCACAGCGUCUUGUACAUGUUGGUCUUGGAGAUGAUGAUCAGUGUAUUGAAGAUGACUUUACCGCAUGGAGAGAAGCAUUGUGGCCCGAAUUAGAUACAUUGCUGAGGGAAGAAGGUGAUACAGCUGUGACACCGUACACUGCAGCUGUGUUGGAGUACAGAGUUUCUAUUCACAGCUCUGAAGAUGCGUUGAGUGAGAAACACUUGGCUAACGGGAAUGGUCACGUCGUGUUUGAUGCUCAGCAUCCUUACAGAGCAAAUGUAGCUGUAAGAAGGGAGCUUCAUACACCAGAGUCUGACCGUUCAUGCACACAUUUGGAGUUUGACAUUGCGGGAAGUGGACUGACGUAUGAAACUGGAGAUCAUGUUGGUGUGCUUUGUGACAAUUUAAACGAAACCGUGGAGGAAGCGCUUAGGUUGCUGGACAUGUCACCUGAUACUUAUUUCUCCCUUCACUCUGAUAAAGAAGACGGCACGCCAAUCAGCAGCUCGCUUCCUCCUCCAUUCCCUCCUUGCAACUUGAGAACAGCGCUUACACGAUAUGCAUGUCUUUUGAGUUCUCCUAAGAAGUCAGCUUUGGUUGCUUUGGCAGCUCAUACAUCUGAUCCUACAGAAGCAGAGCGAUUAAAACACCUUGCUUCCCCUGCUGGAAAGGAUGAAUAUUCAAAGUGGAUAGUAGAGAGUCAAAGAAGUCUCCUGGAGGUGAUGGCUGAGUUUCCUUCAGCCAAGCCGCCACUAGGUGUCUUCUUUGCUGCAGUCGCUCCGAGGUUGCAGCCUAGGUUCUACUCAAUAUCAUCAUCUCCCAAGAUUGCUGAAACUAGAAUCCAUGUCACAUGUGCACUUGUCUAUGAGAAGAUGCCAACAGGGAGGAUUCACAAGGGAGUGUGUUCCACUUGGAUGAAGAGUGCUGUGGCUUAUGAGAAGAGUGAAAAGUGAAAACUGUUCCUCGGCGCCAAUAUUUGUCAGGCAAUCAAACUUCAAGCUUCCUUCUGAUUCCAAGGUACCGAUCAUUAUGAUUGGUCCAGGAACUGGAUUGGCUCCAUUCAGAGGUUUCCUUCAAGAAAGGCUUGCGUUGGUGGAGUCUGGUGUUGAACUCGGACCAUCAGUUUUGUUCUUUGGAUGUAGAAACCGCAGAAUGGAUUUCAUCUACGAGGAAGAGCUUCAGCGGUUUCUUGAGAGUGGUGCACUCUCAGAGCUAAGCGUUGCCUUCUCUCGUGAAGGACCUACCAAAGAAUAUGUACAGCACAAGAUGAUGGACAAGGCUUGUGAUAUAUGGAGCAUGAUAUCUCAAGGAGGUUAUGUAUAUGUUUGUGGUGGCGCCAAAGGCAUGGCAAGAGACGUUCACAUAUCUCUCCACACAAUAGCUCAAGAACAGGGAUCAAUGGAUUCAACAAAAGCAGAGAGCUUUGAGAAGAAUUUGCAAAUGAGUGGAAGAUAUCUGAGAGAUGUAUGGUAACGAAUCACACACUCACUGUGUAUUAUAUUGCAUAUGUAUACGGCACAGAGAUGCCACAUCAAGAUGAUCAUUAAGUUUGUGAUCGAAGACGAAAUGAUUUUCUAUUUUUCUUUU
Molecule: messenger RNA, 1891 nt
Organism: Brassica oleracea var. oleracea
Lineage: Eukaryota; Viridiplantae; Streptophyta; Magnoliopsida; Brassicales; Brassicaceae
Product: NADPH--cytochrome P450 reductase 2-like
Exons: 16
Coding region: 1-1257 (418 amino acids)
Cellular component (GO): cytosol
Molecular function (GO): NADPH-hemoprotein reductase activity; flavin adenine dinucleotide binding; FMN binding
Source: RefSeq, a predicted model, not a curated record